Molecule: messenger RNA, 708 nt
Organism: Vigna angularis (adzuki bean)
Lineage: Eukaryota; Viridiplantae; Streptophyta; Magnoliopsida; Fabales; Fabaceae
Product: E3 ubiquitin-protein ligase CIP8
Exons: 1
Coding region: 1-708 (235 amino acids)
Biological process (GO): protein ubiquitination
Cellular component (GO): cytoplasm
Molecular function (GO): ubiquitin protein ligase activity
Source: RefSeq, a predicted model, not a curated record
AUGGAUGAAUACCACUGUAAUGCAUACCCACUGCUUUCUUUCUCUGCGUCAGAAUGUCUACCUUUUCCCAAUGAUCACCAACACUUCAAUGUAGAUUUUCAGUACUCAAACAUGCACGAUUUGAAUGGAAGCAAAUCAGAAGCCUUUGACAACGUUUUGCUCCACAAAUUUCAAAACAUUUCGAAGAAUGAAAUGUUGAAAGAAACAACCAUCGUGUACUGUCUUUCCCGCAUGGGUUUGCCUCAAAAUGCUCACGGUGUCGUGGUCGCAGAAGUGUUACGGUGUGCACGUGACAUGAUUCGUGACACAGCUCUCCGACAUAGACUUGUUCUUUGUAUGCGUGUGGAAAUCGGCAUUACUCGUGCAAACCAAGAUGGAAUAAGUGUCAGUGCAAACCAAGAUGAAAUAAGUGCCAGUGUUAUCGACAACGUUAGCGAUGAUGAUCAUUUUGAGGAAGCUGAGGAAUAUGGAUUCGAAGAAGACGAUGAAGAUUAUGGAUUAGUGCCUGCAGACAAGGCAUUUGUUGAAGGUUUGGAGAUGGUUCAACAAAAGGGUUCGGAAAGGUGUGCCAUUUGUUUCGAGGAUUUUCUUUUUGGUGUUCGUAUGCCUUGCUUGCAUGCGUUUCACAAAAGCUGCAUCACUGAGUGGUUGCAAAUAGGAAAUUCUUGCCCUUUGUGUCGCAUUCAUUUGCCUGCUCAAAGUGAUUGA